AUGAGCCUGGGGAAGCUGCCGGUGCUCAGCUGGGUGUCAGGCUCCCGGGACGUCUUCGGGGACACCUCCUUCCUCAGCAACCAUGGCGGGGCUGACACGGCCAAAGGCAACAACUUCUUUGCCCGGACGCUGCGGCACGUCCGCCGGUCGCCCCUGAGGAGGCGGGGCAGCGGGGGCCAAGCAGGGGCAUCACCUGCCCCCCCGGCCAUCUCGCCCAUCAUCAAGAAUGCCGUCUCCCUGCCACAGCUCAACGAGGUGACAUACGAUGGAGGUGGUGGCCGGGGCUUGACCAGCAAGUUCUCCUUCAAAAGUGCCUCCAACAACUUCUCCAAAACACACCAGGCCUAUGGGCUGGAGUCUGGGUUUUGCACCAUCCCUCGUGUCCCUCGCCUGGAAAAGGCCCAAGAGAGCACGUUCCCCAGGGAAGCAGAGCUGAAGCGCUCAGACUCCCUGCUCUCCGACUCCCUGCUCUCCUUCCGCCUGGACCUGGGGCCCUCCCUAAUGAGCGAGCUCCUCCAGGUGAUGAACUUCUCUGAAACCAAUGGGAAUGAGGUGGGGGAGGAUGACCCAGACCUCCUGUGUGAGGAGGGCACCAAGGACGAGGUCCCUCCAGUAUCAGGUGCAUCCUAUGGAAAGGACCAGGCAACAUCCAGCUUCUGGGACCGCUCUGGGCAGAGCAGCCUGUCAGGGGCCAGCUCACUGCCAGGACUGUCAGCCCGUGCCAACGGGGAGGCACACGCCGUCAAGGGUGCAGGAGAAGACCCUGCCUGGGCUUCGGGGCUAGGGGCAACACCCAAAGGGACCCCAUGGCAGGGGCACUGGAAUGACUGCACCAUCGAGGCGGGAGAGUUUGAUCGGGCAGCCCCGGUCCUGGCCCGCCAUUAUGGUGGGACCAGCACUCCCCGGAGCUCGGAGAGGGGUGAGGGUCCCCGGCAGGCCCGGACGCAGACCCUGUGGGAGAGUCCCAGCAGCAGCUCAUGGCGAUCACAAGUGUCAGGAGAGAGCCGGUCCCCUGAGGCCACCUGGAACCAAGGAGAGGAGGAGGACGAGCUCUCCAGCCUGCAGGAGGGGUACACUGGUGCCCGGGGGGCACGCAGCAACUCCUUUGAGUAUGCUGACGAGGAGGAGGAUGAUGAAGUCAAGGUGUGA
This is a messenger RNA of Chaetura pelagica (chimney swift), 1149 nucleotides long. RefSeq names its product CDC42 effector protein (Rho GTPase binding) 1 (gene CDC42EP1). The record is from RefSeq and is a predicted model, not a curated record. Lineage: Eukaryota; Metazoa; Chordata; Aves; Apodiformes; Apodidae. The transcript is spliced from 2 exons. The coding region runs from base 1 to 1149 and encodes 382 amino acids.